Molecule: messenger RNA, 1050 nt
Organism: Puntigrus tetrazona (Sumatra barb)
Lineage: Eukaryota; Metazoa; Chordata; Actinopteri; Cypriniformes; Cyprinidae
Gene: arpin
Product: actin related protein 2/3 complex inhibitor
Exons: 6
Coding region: 45-722 (225 amino acids)
Biological process (GO): negative regulation of actin nucleation
Source: RefSeq, a predicted model, not a curated record
GGAAGUAGCAAAGCUUCCGACGAAAUCCAAAUCAUCGGCAGAAGAUGAGUCGCAUUUAUGACAACACUGCGUUAUUAAACAAACCUGUCCAUAAUGAGAAAAUCUCUACGUGGGAUCCAUUAGUUCACCAGAGUGGUCAUGGUGUCAUUUUAGAGGGGGCGGUCCUGGAUAUGUCGCGCCAUGUCAUAACAGAUGAGAACAACAGAAAGGAGCGCUACAUUGUUUUGUACAUCAAACCAAGCAGAAUCCAUCGCAGAAAAUAUGAUUCCAAAGGAAACGAGAUUGAACCCAAUUUCAGUGAUACCAGGAAAGUGAACACGGGAUAUCUGAUGUCGUCCUUCAAAGUGGAGGCUAAGGGAGAAACAGAUUGUCUAAAUGAGCGCCAACUGAGUGACAUUGUGAAUAAAGACCAACUGCUCAAAGUAACAGCAAAACAUUGUCCUAGUCGGGCUUUAGCAUUCUGGAUCUCAGAAGCAGAGAUGGACAGAACAGAGCUUGAGACAGGCCAAGAAAUCCGUCUUAAAACGAAAGGAGACGGGCCCUUUAUUUUUUCCUUCGCCAAACUGGAUGGUGGCACAGUGACGAAAUGCAACUUUGCAGGAGACGAGAACGCUGGAGCAUCGUGGACGGAGAAAAUAAUGGCUAACAAAGCAGAUCAGGAACAUCCAGGGAAGAGCGGCGGACAGGGCGAGGGAGUAGACGAUGAAGAAUGGGAUGACUGAAUGACACCAUUGAGCUUCAAGGAUUGCAUCGCAGUGCCUUAUCUGUUCUCCAAAUGUAUAUUUACGGCUGUGCCACAAAACAAAACCUUACAGUCAGUAUUCAUGUUGUCACAUGAAUGUAUACAGCAAAAUUCUCUUUUAUGUAUUAUAUUGUACUUAAGUGUUUUAUAUGUGUAUUAAAGAUAUAUCCUUAAGAUCAUUAAGCACUGUAAAUUGAAAACAACUGUACUAUGUCAUAUUUAGUGUGAAAUGCAACAAUAUUAAUAUUUUAGCUGAGAGCCAAUAAACUGAAUUAAAAAAAAAAUAAAAUCAAAUGUGUUAAAUGCUA